This is a messenger RNA of Necator americanus (New World hookworm), 579 nucleotides long. RefSeq lists its product as uncharacterized. The coding region runs from base 1 to 579 and encodes 192 amino acids. The transcript has 3 exons. NCBI's taxonomy places the organism in Eukaryota, Metazoa, Nematoda, Chromadorea, Rhabditida, Ancylostomatidae. The record is from RefSeq and is a predicted model, not a curated record.
AUGUUGGAGAAGAAGAAGAAGAAAGGGGGAAGGGGGUGUGAAGAGGGGUCGUACUCGAGAGGGUCGUGUCCUAAAACCACGCCUGACCCUGAGACUGACGCGACAAUGAAGUACGAAAGGAGUAAUGUUUGGAUUGGCUUAAGUGGAAAAACACCAAACGAUUUCAAAUGGUCGGAUGGAACACCGGUUGGUUACCUAGCCUGGACUAGUGAACCGAAAAUGGAUUCUCAACAGAUGUACUGCGGUCAGAUGGAAUACGACAAUGGUGUUAGAGAGUUCCGGAAAUGGAUAGCUGUACCAUGCACCGAAAAAGCCAGCUUAUUUCUUUGCAAGAAGAAGGCUGACAAAGAAGAAACUAAAAAGCCAGGCCCUGUAACAAAGAAGCCGGAUCCUGGGACAGGGAACCCGGAUCCUGGGACAGGGAACCCGGAUCCUGGGACAGGGAACCCGGAUCCUGGGACAGGAAACCCGGCUCCUGAUACAGGGAAACCGCGUCCUGGAACAGGAGGACCAUCUUCCUAUGAGGAAGAUGAUGAUCCAUUUGUGCUUUAUAAGGGAUGUUACCCUGGAGAGAAGUAA